GUUCAAGUUGCUGAAGCAAAGAUUACACAUGUUAUUCAACUUAAACAUACAUUGGAUCUGGUGCCACGUUUGCAGGGAGUCCUGAAAGAGUGCAACACUGCUCUACUAAAGGCAUACAGCACCUCCCUGGAAGACAACAGAUUUGACAUGAUCCUAGAACAGAUCAAGACUGUGAUCAAUGAUGACACGACGUAUCUGAAGGGGAGUCUGAACAUGCGCACCCAGAAAUGUUACGCAGUCAAGCCAAACAUCAAUGAGUUCCUGGACAUUGCCCGCAGAGCCUACACUGAAAUAGUGGAUGACAUUGCAGCACUUGUGAACCAAAUGGGACAGAAAUAUGGCUUACCAAUGCGAACAAGUUUCAGCACCGCUCGUGGUUUUUUUAUCCAAAUGAAGUUAGAUGGAAUAGUGCUACAAGAUGACAAACUUCCUUCAGAGUUCAUAAAGGUAACCAAGCAAAAGAACAACUACAGUUUCACCACUUCAGAUCUUAUGAAGAUGAAUGACCGCUGUGACGAGGCCCUGAGGGAGAUCUUUCAUAUGUCUUAUGUGGUGAUAUGCCAGUUACUGAGCACUGUCCAUGAGCGCAUCCACUGCCUGUACAAGCUGUCUGAUGCUGUGUCCAUGUUGGACAUGUUGUUGUCACUGGCAAAUGCAUGCACCAUCUCCGACUACGUACGUCCUGAGUUCACAGACACACUGGCCAUCAAACAGGGCCGUCAUCCUAUUCUGGAGCGGAUUGCUGGACAGCAGCCUGUGUCAAAUAAUGCUUACAUCUCAGAGGGCAGCAACUUUGUCAUCAUAACUGGACCCAAUAUGAGUGGUAAAUCCACUUAUCUAAAGCAGGUGGCACUGUGUCAGAUUAUGGCACAGAUAGGAUCUUUUGUGCCUGCUGAAUAUGCAUCGUUUCGAGUGGCUGAUCAGAUAUUUACUAGAAUAGGUGUGGAUGAUGAUUUUGAGACUAGUUCUUCCACAUUCAUGUUGGAAAUGAAAGAGGCUUUCACUCUGUUUGCCACCCAUUUUCUGGAGCUCUGCCAACUGGAGUCUCUGUACCCAAACGUGGAGAACCAGCACAUGGAGGUUCAACACACACGCAAUGUUGAAACUGGGGAUGAGAAUGUGGUCUAUACAUACUUGAUAAACAGAGGAUGUUCUGAAGAAAGACAUUACGGCCUCAAAGCAGCAGAAAUGACUGCACUUCCUCCAGCCAUUGUCCAUGAGGCCAAGACAAUUGCCUCUAAUGUCAGCCAGCAGCUCAUGGGCAACAUACAGAGUGAUCCUGAGACACAGAUCGAAAGGGCAGUGUACCACUUGGCCACCCGUCUCCUACAAACCGCAAGGAACUCCAGGCUGGACCCUGAAAGUUUGCGCAUGUACCUGAAAGGCCUGAAGAAACAGUAUGAAGCAGGCAUACAGGCUGCACAACAGCUAGCUGCAUCUGUGGAGACUGAAGAGGAAUGACUGAGUCAGCCUUGGUAUUGGGAGGGGCCCUCAAGUUGAGAUCUUGGAAUUCAGUAAUAAUUAGCUUUGGGUUGUU
Messenger RNA from Boleophthalmus pectinirostris (great blue-spotted mudskipper), 1537 nucleotides. Its product is annotated as mutS protein homolog 4. The transcript is spliced from 11 exons. The annotation marks the transcript as partial. The record is from RefSeq and is a predicted model, not a curated record. Gene Ontology annotation, cellular component: nucleus. Lineage: Eukaryota; Metazoa; Chordata; Actinopteri; Gobiiformes; Gobiidae. Gene Ontology annotation, molecular function: mismatched DNA binding; ATP binding; ATP-dependent DNA damage sensor activity. Gene Ontology annotation, biological process: reciprocal meiotic recombination; mismatch repair.